GCAGCCUCGCAGCCCCGCGGCCCCCGAGGCAUGGCCUGGAACACCAACCUGCGCUGGCGCCUGCCGCUGGCCUGCCUGCUCCUGCAGGUGGCCAUGGUGGUCCUCUUCGGCGUGUUCGUGCGCUACCAGCCCGACGCCGACCCCCACUGGGCCGAGGAUCUGAAACGCAGGAACCUCUCCAGCGACCUGGACAAUGAGUUCUACUAUCGCUACCCCAGCUUCCAGGACGUGCACGUGAUGAUCUUCGUGGGCUUCGGCUUCCUCAUGACCUUCCUGCAGCGCUAUGGCUACAGCUCCGUGGGCUUCAACUUCCUGCUGGCGGCCUUCGGCAUCCAGUGGGCGCUGCUCAUGCAGGGCUGGUUUCACUCCUUCCACGACGGCUACAUUCUCGUGGGCGUGGAGAACCUCAUCAACGCGGACUUCUGUGUGGGCUCCGUCUGCGUGGCCUUUGGGGCAAGUUUGGGCAAAGUCAGCCCUGUCCAGCUGCUCAUCAUGACUCUCUUCCAAGUGACCCUCUUCUCGGUGAAUGAGUUCAUCCUGCUGAGCCUGCUUGAGGUGAAGGACGCCGGGGGCUCCAUGACCAUCCACACAUUCGGUGCCUACUUUGGGCUCACAGUGGCCUGGAUCCUCUACCGACCCAACCUGUACCAGAGCAAGCAGAGGCAGAGUCCUGUGUACCACUCGGACCUCUUUGCCAUGAUCGGCACCCUCUUCCUGUGGAUGUACUGGCCCAGCUUCAACUCAGCCGUGUCCAGUCACGGAGAUGCCCAGCACCGAGCUGCCAUCAACACCUACUGCUCCCUGGCAGCCUGCGUGCUGACCGCGGUGGCGCUGUCCAGCGCCCUACACAAGAAGGGCAAGCUGGACAUGGUGCACAUCCAGAACGCCACGCUGGCCGGAGGGGUGGCCGUGGGCACCGCCGCCGAGAUGAUGCUCAUGCCCUACGGCUCGCUCAUUGUCGGCUUCAUCUGCGGCAUCGUCUCCACCCUGGGCUUUGUGUACCUGACGCCAUUCCUGGAGUCCCACCUACGGAUCCAGGACACGUGUGGCAUCCAUAACCUGCAUGGGAUCCCGGGCAUCAUCGGUGGCAUCGUGGGUGCCGUGACGGCGGCCUGCGCCAACAGUGAAAUUUAUGGACAGGAAGGGCUUGCUCAUGCCUUUAACAUGGAAGGUUUCAACGGGAACUGGUCCCCAAGCUUGCAGGGCUGUUUCCAGGCCGCAGGCAUCUUCGUGUCCCUGGCCAUGGCUCUGGUGGGCGGCGUCAUUGUGGGAGUCAUUUUGAAAUUACCAAUCUGGGGACAAGCUGCUGAUGAGAACUGCUUUGAGGAUGCCAUUUACUGGGAGGUGCCCGAGGAGGAGAAGAACCACGCCUCGCAUCCUGAGGACUCUACCCUCAAGCCACCAGAACCUUAA
Miniopterus natalensis is the source of this 1413-nucleotide messenger RNA. RefSeq names its product Rh family C glycoprotein (gene RHCG). The record is from RefSeq and is a predicted model, not a curated record. Gene Ontology annotation, cellular component: apical plasma membrane; plasma membrane; basolateral plasma membrane. Gene Ontology annotation, molecular function: ammonium channel activity. Lineage: Eukaryota; Metazoa; Chordata; Mammalia; Chiroptera; Miniopteridae. Gene Ontology annotation, biological process: ammonium transmembrane transport; ammonium homeostasis.